GCCAACUGCAUCGGAUCCAGAAAACGGCAGCUGAACAAAUUCGCUGGAUUGUUCCUGGAUUUUAUUGUCGCUUUCUCUUUGAAGUGUGUUCAUCGGUUUCCGGAGUUCCGGAAGUGUCUUUUACCGGUCAUCAAGUGAUGUGAUUGGGCGAGUAUGACUAGCAAUUUCACCUGUCGAGUUUGUGGCAAUGUUCCACUGGUGGUGCCGAAUGAUCCGAGACCGUUUGCUGAGGUGGCCGCUGUGUACUACAAAAUCACGGAUAUUCAGCCAACUGAUGAAACAUCGCAACCCAAGUUCGUUUGUCAAUUUUGUUAUGGAAAGAUACUAGAAAUAGACUGGUUCCGAAAGACCUGCAUCGCUUUCUACAACCGAACGAAUACCAUGUAUCCCUAUGGACCAGUUCAUGAACAACACAAUCGACCAUCCUUUGAGAUGUUCCCAAAUGAUCAAAGGAGCAAUUACUCAGCAAGCACGAUGCACCAUCUAGGUCACGUGAUGGAUUAUCCAAAUCAUCCGCCAACUAAUACUGAAAUGGCUGCACCAAACUUGACAAACUCAGUUUUAGGUGCUGAAAACUCGGAUUUCGCUCAGAAUCCGAUCAAAGUCAGCGGUGCAUCUCAUUCCAACAAUCGUCCUGAAAAGCCAAAAUUUAUUCCCAGUUCCGAUUUGAGCUCCAUUCACACUCGGUUGGAUAAACUUGGUGCCAAAUUGGACGACCACAGUGCAAUACUUCAGCGGAUUGAAUUGUUCAUGCUAGGCUUUUCCUAUGCUAAACCGGCGGCAGAACCGCAACAGGCCGCCAGCAGCAAGGGGAUAUGCGAUAUGCGGCAACGUGGCAUUGAGCGGGAAGAUAUGCGACAACGUAGUAUGGAAAAUUUCGAUGAAUUCGAACAAAUGCCUCAAAUUGUAACCAAGGAACAGCUGACUGAGUUGGACACCAAACUGGCGAACCCCGCCUAUGAGGCUAAGUUCUUCCGAUACAUUCAAUCGGUUUAUAAGCUCACAGGAAAAAGAGAGGGUUUCCCGUUCUUCAAGACCGUUAUCAGGAAAUUGAUUGCUCCGACCGUGUUGGUUUGCUUCUCCUGGAAGGGGAACAGUCGAACGAAGAAAGGGGAUCAAAUCGCGGUUGUGAACGAUCAAAACUACAGUUUCAAGAAUAUGUUCCCGAACAUCGUGCGGUUCAUCUACCGGGUGGUCAGUGCUGCCGAUUUCGAGUACACCAGUGAGGACAACGAGAAGGCCUUCAGCGAUUACCUGAGGCAGAAGACUACGGAGAUCAGACGGUUUCUGCAAUCGAGUGGAAUUCAACGUGCCUGUAGUCGGAAGCGUAGAAGGAAGGUGCAGCAACCCACAGCGACCACCGAUGGUGGGGGUGGUAACGUCGAACAGGACCAGGGUCAGGAUCAGGAAAUCUAUGGCGUGAACGAUACAACUGACGGUGACUUCAGCUACGACGAGGAAACUUUUUCGGACAACGGCGUGGAUAUAAAGCAAGAAGCAGGUGGAUCAAGUGAAGUCAGUGGCGUCUCGUAAUCGAUUGAGUAACCUGUUUUAUGACCCUAAAUGGGUAGUUUCGGCGUGUUCAUAGCUGAAAUUAUCCAGUAAAUGAUUGAAAUAGGCCUUUCAAGCCAUUUGUUACUCAUCUCAAGGAAAGCCUCAAGCACUGAUUCUGGAUUUCAAAUAUGUAUACGUGUUCAACAGGUACACUACCCGGCAUAAGCAUAGACCCACAAAAAGUAUUGCAACAAUAUUGCAUCACAUUGGACUCACCUCGAUAUCUCCAAAACCUGAGGACUGUUUUCAGAUAAGUUAUUCAGAAGCACAACAGCAACAACUUUUCUGAAGGCGGCAUUUUUGUAGGUGAUGCCAAGGGUGAUGCACUAUUGUGGCGAAACUUUUUGUGAGUUUAUACUUAUAACGGGUAGCGUAGAUUUGGGGGUAAGGGAUUAACAUUGAAUAAAGUAAAUUACAUUGUGCUUGCGUGAAUAAAUAAACAAAUCUAUAUUUAGGGUGUUUCAGGUAAUUUGAACAGACCAUUGCGCGUAACGGUCUGUCUAAAAUACCUAAACUACCCUAGUCUAUACUACA
Molecule: messenger RNA, 2088 nt
Organism: Aedes albopictus (Asian tiger mosquito)
Lineage: Eukaryota; Metazoa; Arthropoda; Insecta; Diptera; Culicidae
Exons: 5
Coding region: 154-1533 (459 amino acids)
Cellular component (GO): nucleus
Molecular function (GO): zinc ion binding
Source: RefSeq, a predicted model, not a curated record